AUGUCCCAGUUAUAUUUGAGCCGCUCAUCUUCUUCUUGUUCCUCUUCGACAUUAUCAUUGUCUUGUUCUAUCUAUGGAUUUGUACAAUGUAUUAGUCGAAAAUUUCUUAUCAAAAAUAAAUAUACUAUAUUUAUUAAAAUCACUUCAAAUUCAGAUUGUUUUUGUCAUUCUAUAUAUAAUGUAAUUAUUCAAUGGAAUGUAAAAGAUGAUGAUAAUACAAUGAUUGAAGAGAAAUGUUUACAAUUUUUACAUCAUUGUCCAAUAAGAUGUUGGAUUUCUAUACAUAAUUUAAAAGAAAGUCGAAUCUAUUAUAAACAGAAUCGAGAAAGUAAAGUAUGGCUUUUUAUACCAGAUCAAACGUAUAUUGAACCAUUACCUCGUUCUAGAAUACCUUCAAACUGUAUUCAUGAAUGCUGUUUGUCACAGUCAUUCUCACCUACUACUACUUCAUCAUCAUCAUCAUCAUCAAGAUCAUUUCCUGUAGGAUUAAUUCCUUCCAUAGAAUUAUCUCUUAUCUCUAGUCAUUGUAAUGGAAUUUUUUUGGAAUUCGAGCGAAUCAAUCAUCCUCAUCAUUAUUGUCAUCCAAAAUGUAACCAACAUUAUUUAUUAUUGAAUAUUGAUAAAACGAUUCAAUCCGUUGAUAAGUUAUUAUAUCGACAAAAUAUUAAGCUAUUUAAUAUUUGGUCGUUUUUCACUAAUACUAAUCAUGAUAAUAACAAAACACAUUUCUAUGCUCUACUUAUUCCAGGCAUCUAUUCAUCAUCAUCAUCAACCAUAGAUAUAGACAAUAAAUUAUCUACUAUUUAUUCCAAGCAAACUAUUCAUUGUCAUAGUGAUUGUUUUAAUUUUAAUGAACCAUUGAAUAAAAAGAAAUUUUCAUUAUUAUUACAUGAUUUAAAUUAUUUAUUUAAUUUUUGUUUGGCUUAUCAAAUCAAUAGUUUACAAUACAAGGAAGAAGUUAUACAUUACAAGGAGAAUAUAUUAAGAAAUCAAGACUGUACAUUGUCUGAAUUAUUUAAACAUUUACUAUCCAAUUUGUUUAUUCAAUCAAGAAAUAUCAACUUCAAAUCAUAUCAAUAUGCUGAAGAUUUUAUACAAUUCCCAUUCAUAUCCAACGUCCAAGAAAAUUAUCAAUCCUUCAAUUUCGUGAAAGAUAGUAUCAUUGAUUUACACGAUAUUAUUGCUAGGCUUCAAUCUACUGACAAAUCAAUGGAAUUGAAAAACGAUUCUGAAGAAAUUCGUACAUUUUCAACAACAGAUCAGUGUUUUAAAUGCAUUUAUUCCUCUUAUUGUACACAAUUUAUACCAUCAAAGUCAUCGUCAUUAUUGUCAACAACAAUGAACCAUUUAUGGCAUGUUCAAGUAUGCAAAACACUCUUACAAAUAAGAUUACAUCAUAAUAAGUUUCAACAAUAUCGUCGUUCAUUCAAACGUUUAAUUCCGAUUUCAUCAACUAUGACUCAAACAACGCCAAAGAAUCAUUUAGAAUCAUCAUUGUAUGUGAUUGGGAAAAUUCUAUGGAAUAAUACACAUGGUUGUUUUUAUUUACAAACUGUACAUAAGAGUAUUUUUAAUCAUUUCUGUAAUGAUAAUAAUGAUGGUCAUAAUAAUAAUAAUAAUAAUGAAAAGGAUAAUACUGUCUCUAUUCCAUUGAUAUUUAAUAUGAAUACAUCAGAUGAAAUCAAUGUAUUAUUUCUACCAUCCGAUCAUAGUUUAAUAUUAUUGAAGGAUGUACAAGUAUUGUAUGAAGAAGAGAAUUCAGCGGGAGUAAUCACUUCUGGAAAUUGUGCUGAUAUGCCAUUUCAUUCAACUGAUUCAGUAUCAUCUACAUCCAGAAUGUAUAUUCAUGCAAAACAAGUCAUUCCAUUUCAAGUAAAUUAUUUAUCUGAAAGUAUAAUGGAUGAUUAUGCUAAACUACGGGAACAACAACAAUCUUGUACAAUUGUUCUUGUCAAUCUAGGUCCAUUAUCCUGUUGUUCUCCUGAAGCUUCUGUCGAUCCUAAUGGACAUUCUCCCUCUUCGAAUAAACUAUUAUGGUCCUAUAUGUUUGCUGGAAAAUUCAUAGAAAAUAAUACUGUUGCAAUCGUUAAUGCUGCUACUUUUAACAAUGGCAGUAGUGUCGAUUCAAAUUUGAUGUAUCUAUCAUUGACUGGUGAUUUAGCUUAUCGAUGGUAUUAUAAUUUUCAAAUUGGAUAUCAUUACCAACUUAGUUGGGUAAAUAUUAACAGUUCAACAUCAUUUAAUCAUGAUCAAUCACCUCUUCGACAAUUAAUUAGUGUUUCGAUUUUAAACAACUCAAUUCCUAUGAAUAGAGAGAAUCUUUCCUUUGUUAAUGUUGCCAAUUUAAAUGAUAUUAUGCACGAACGAUCCAAUUAUCCAAUUGGUUGUUUGCUCAACUUUGAAGCAGUCAUUUUAUUUAAACAAUAUUCUUCAUUGAGUGGCGAUUGGAUAUUAUGGGUGACAACUUGUAGUGAAUUGCCGAAAACACUGUCUAGUCUCAAUAAUAUUGACGUAACCACCGUAUACAAGGUGAAUCUAUUCAGAAGGACUAAAUCAGUGAAUAAUCUUGACCUUGUAUCAUUGUUCACAACGUCUAAUCAAAUGAUAUUAUACUGUAGAUUUACCAAUUUCUCACUUUCUGCGAUCACUCCAACGUCAUCAUCAUUGGCUAGUUUACACCUUAAUUAUACUGAUUUAUCACGCAUCAUAAUCGUGAAUCAGACGAAUAUGGAUUCAAUGUUGGAUAAAAUUAGUACACAGUUGUCAGAUAGUUUGACGAUCUCAUUAGAUAAUGAAUAUGACAAUAGUUUAAUUGUAACCAAAGAACCAAAAUUAUUAAUAAGUAAUAAUUAUGAUUGGAUUGGUGGAUCCAUUUCCACAGGAUAUUCAAAUGUAGAAGGCGAUUUAUUGAAAGAGCGCAUUAAUGUACAGGCUACAAUUACUCGAUGUUUAGAAUUCCAAAUUUAUAGUCUAUCUAACACCGCCGGUGAUGAUCAAAAUGACGAUUUUGCUAAUCUAGGCAUUUGUAUACGAUUUGUAAUCACUGACGGUAGCGGCAGUGCAUUGGUACAAUUGGGUCAUCCGUUUAUCAUACCUUCCUUAUUAUCUAGCGGUGUUCCUUGUCAGAUCCUGUCGAAUAAUGAUUCAUCCUCAACAAGUCCUAAAGAUAAUUUGGAAUUAGCACGUCUUUUAUUAGGAUUGAAUUGUUUAAUUUGGAAACGAUUAUGUUGUCAAUGGAAACGUUUAUUAGAUCAAGGCGUUGAUUUAUCAUUCAAUUUUUAUGAAUUUACAAAUGAUAAUACAACUUCUGAAUGUAACACCUCUUCAUUGUCCUCUUCAUCCUCUACAUCAUUUUCAUCUGAAGUCACUUCAUCAAAUAAAAAGUAUAACUUGAUACCAAUUAAAUUAGCAUUGAAAACUUAUUUGAAUUCACCGACAUUUUUAAGAAAUUGUCGAUUCACAUUGAAAUACAGAACUAAGAAUGUUCCAUAUUGUCAUCGAUCCACCACAACAUCAACCACGUCUUUAUCGAAUUCUGCCGAUCAUUGGCGAUUGAAACAGAUUAAUUUAAAAGAUAGUGAUAAUUCUGUAUAUUCUCAUGAUAAUCACCUUUGUCAACAACGAUCCGUUUACUUUGUUCUACCUCCAUAUAGAUUGUACACCUUAUUAAAUGUUACCUCUCAUAAUGAUGAUUUCAAUGAAUUAUGA
Schistosoma curassoni is the source of this 3708-nucleotide messenger RNA. NCBI's taxonomy places the organism in Eukaryota, Metazoa, Platyhelminthes, Trematoda, Strigeidida, Schistosomatidae. The record is from the annotation of a GenBank genome assembly.